AUGUGCUUCUCAGCAGCCGUGCAAUGGUGGGAGGACUGGCAGCUGCGGCUGCUCGUCCUGGCCAGCCUCUUCUUCCAGUACUUCCUCUUCGCCGCCGCCGUCGUCCGCAAGCUCCGCAUCCCGCACUGGUUCAGGGCCCUCAUCUGGCUGGCCUACCACUACCAAGGCGGCGACGUCGUGGCGACCUACGCCCUGGCAACCCUCUUCAUCCGCCACAAGGAGGAGGCCCUGGCCACGAACCCGGCCAGCGCCCACCUGGAGACGCUGUGGGCGCCCAUCCUGCUGCUGCACCUCGGCGGCCAGGACAGCAUUACAGCCUACAGCAUAGAGGACAAUGAGAACUGGAGGCGGCACCUUCUGGUUUCGGUGUCUCAGUGGGUAAAUGAAGGUAUUUUAGAGUGCUGCUACUGGUGGUAUGGUACCAAUGCAAGAGGUGACAUGAUCCUACUGCGAGCAGCAAUCCUGCUCUUCGUCCCCGGGAUCCUCAAGUGCCUGGAGAAGCCAUGGGCUCUCAAGAACGCGACGGUGGCGAGCAUCAUGAACUCCUCCGAUUCACAGCUGGAAGAAGCAACCCUCGACGAAGACGACGCGCAGCAGAAGGAGAAGGACAUCAACUCGCAGGAGAAGUACGUGCAGGCCGCAGCCGAGACCGUCGCCAACCCGGUGACCCAGCCUGUGGAGGACGAUUUGGCCGACCAGCCGUACCACCUCUUCGUGGACCGCGGCCACCCCUACUCCAUCCGGCUCCGGAACCUGGGGCUCGUGGCGCCGCGCUCCGCGAGAGCCGAGUCAGCCGAUGUGCACGACCUGCUGCGCGCCGCCGUCACGCUGGUGACGCUCGUGGUCAUCAGGCUGUUCCAGAGGAGGCACCGUGGCGCGUACGACCGCGCCGACGUCGUCAUCACCUACGUCCAGCUCGGCUGCACCGCCGCGCUGGAGUUCGUCUCGGCGUGCCUGGUGCUGGCGUCGGGCCUGCCGCGGCCCGACGACAAGCUCGCCCAGUACAACCUCGUCGGCUACCUCGCCCGCAACGAGAAGCACCCGUGGUUCUGGGCGCUCCCCCGCCUGCUGGGAGCCAGGGUCCUCCUGGACAGGCUCUGCUGUACGGCACCGCCCCAGCCGUCCGUCGGCAUCACCAGGCUCGUCUACGACCACGUCGCCGGUGGGUGGAAGGACUACAUAUCAAAAUCUUUGUACAAGUGCGACGAUGCCGCCGGCGAACGCACUCCAACCGACGUGUGUGGAGCCUACCGGCGGUUCAACGACAGCCGCGGCCAGUGGACUCUGCAGAGGGAGGGAUGCCGCGACCGCGAUCGGAUUCGGAAGGCCAUCGAGGAGAGCCUGCGGAUGCCCUUCCACGAGAGCGUCCUGCUCUGGCACCUCGCCACGGAGUUCUGCUACUUCGACCACGUGGACACCGGCCACGACGCCAUCCGCCACAGCAGGAUGGUGUCCAACUACAUGGCGUACCUGCUGUUCGUCGAGCCGGAGAUGCUGAUCCCCGGUGUCAGGAGCUAG
Miscanthus lutarioriparius is the source of this 1518-nucleotide messenger RNA. The record is from the annotation of a GenBank genome assembly. NCBI's taxonomy places the organism in Eukaryota, Viridiplantae, Streptophyta, Magnoliopsida, Poales, Poaceae.